Pelodiscus sinensis (Chinese soft-shelled turtle) is the source of this 3196-nucleotide messenger RNA. RefSeq names its product melatonin receptor type 1A-like. Gene Ontology annotation, biological process: G protein-coupled receptor signaling pathway. NCBI's taxonomy places the organism in Eukaryota, Metazoa, Chordata, Testudines, Trionychidae. Gene Ontology annotation, molecular function: melatonin receptor activity. The record is from RefSeq and is a predicted model, not a curated record. Gene Ontology annotation, cellular component: plasma membrane.
UGCCCGUGGGGGCUCCCCAGCCAGCGCCACAGAGCCCCCUUGACCUGGGUGGGGAGCAGCCCUCGUGCGCCCCACGGAGCAGCCCCAGCGCUGGGGAGAGGGGGACACGCGUGUGCGCAAUUCGCAGCUCCCCUCCCCAGUGCGAAUCCCGGGAGGAAGGCGAGAGAAAAGUGACCCUGUUCCCCCGGAGGAGGGAGAGAGCCAACUUCUAAGAACCUGCCCCUCCAGGGGCCCCUUCGCCAUGCCUGGUGCUUUGAGUGGCCACACCCACCCCUUGGCUUCCUUGAGCUCUGACCUCUUGGCCUCUGGAGGAUUUGAACCCCGGACCUCUGGUGCUAGGCACCUCUACCUUGAGCUAAAAGCCAGCUGCUCAUCACCCUGGCUGUAGAGGUCUCUGGUUCUUAACUAAGUGCCACUGUAUGAGACAGUGACCCACACUAGGUGUGUGGGUUACAUAAGCUGCUAGCCCUGCGGCUGAGGCCUCUGCUCUGUUCCGCCCUGCCUGGCAGGGUAGAUGCCAGAGGAUGGAGGAGGCCGGUCCUCUGCUGAAGAACCUGUCUGCUGGCUCGGGAAGGCAGGACGGGCUUUACCCCUCCGGGAUGGUGACCAUGCUGGCUAUCAUCCUCAUCGUCACCAUCGCAGUGGACAUCCUGGGCAACCUCCUGGUGAUCCUCUCCGUCUUCAGGAACAAGAACCUGAGAAAAGCAGGCAAUGCCUUUGUGGUGAGCUUGGCCGUUGCAGACUUGCUCGUGGCUUUUUACCCCUACCCCCUCGUCCUGAUGGCGAUUUUCCACGACGGCUGGGUGAUGGGGAACCUUCACUGCCAGGUCAGCGGCUUCCUGAUGGGCAUCAGCGUGAUCGGCUCCAUCUUCAACAUCACGGGCAUCGCCAUCAACCGCUACUGCUACAUCUGCCACAGCCUGAAGUACCACAAGCUGUUCUCGGGCACCAACACCGUGUGCUACGUGGGGCUGGUCUGGGCGCUCACCUUGCUGGCCAUCGUGCCCAACCUCUUUGUGGGGUCCCUGCAGUACGACCCGCGGGUGUACUCCUGCACUUUCGCCCAGUCCGUCAGCACCCUCUACACCAUCGCCGUGGUGGUGAUCCACUUCUUCCUGCCCAUCACCAUCGUCAGCUACUGCUACCUGAAGAUCUGGGUGCUGGUCCUCCAGGUGCGGCGGAGGGUCAAGCCGGACCUGCAGCCGAGAAUCAAGUCUCACGAUUUCUGGAACUUCCUGACCAUGUUCAUGGUCUUUGUGCUCUUUGCUGUGUGCUGGGCGCCGUUAAACUUCAUCGGCUUCGCCGUGGCGCUCGAGCCCACGCUGGGUUCUUCCAUACCCGAAUGGCUCUUCACCGCCAGCUACUUCAUGGCCUACUUCAACAGCUGUCUGAACGCUGUGGUGUAUGGGGCCAUGAACCGCAACUUCAGGAAAGAGUACAAGAGAAUCAUCCUGACUCUGUUGCAACUGGCUUACCGGAGUGAGGGUGACUAAAACCAGAGCACUGAGCCGGGAGGGACGAGGCGGUCAGAUUUGACAGCGUUUACACUCGGCCCCUGCUGCCCUUUUCGAAACAGUGACGCUCCGCGGAGGACACAGCUCCAUACAUAAGCUGUCUGUAACAAGAACACAGCUCACCUUGCAACCGGCUGUCCUCUUAGACUGGCAGGAGGUUCGCAAACAGCCCCUCCUCCCAUGGCGUGGCCUCCCCGGCGUCAGUCGGUAGCUGUGCUGAAAACACCCAGGGCCAUGUGAUUCACAGUGAAUCAUUUAUUCAGCGAACUGUCCACGAGCAUCUCCGAAAGUUCUCUAAUUUGCCUGUUAUUCACCAACUAAUUCUCUGUAUCUCCAAAAUGUUUGAAAGCAGCUGGCUGAGUGUUGGAUACCCAAAAUUCAGCCGGUUUUGUCUGGACCCAUGGAAUAGCUGCUGUUCUGUGAUUGGAUGACGUUUCCUGUGCGAACCCUCACCUCUGUCAUUUAGGAUCCGUCUUCCCUAAAUCGUCUCCAAUAGCCACUCUUUGUUAUAGCAGCAAACUUGUGUUGGCGACAAGGUUACCCCAGAAGGAAAGCAGAAGGGGGUGCUGACUUAGCCAAUGGGGAUUCAGUGUGUUUGUGGUGUGGCCGCGGGGUGGGGAGUCAGACGGGACUGUCAGCCAGUAGGGAGAACAGAAGGUUUAUUAGUUGACAGGGACAUGGCGUAGAACAGACUUGUCAGCACAAAAACCAGAAGCAAUCAGCACCGUCCAUCUUGGGAAGGGGAGGUUCAGAGCCAAGGGCCCCGAUUCACCAUCCUAAGCCAGCGAGACUCACUCACACACACCCAGCAACCCAGUUCCCUCUGUAGCCAGCCCCGCCUCUGGCCUUCAUCCAGCUUUCCAGAUAAAAGGUGUCACCUGGUUACACCUCCCUCCCAGGCUCAGGUUACACAAAGCAUCCACCUUUGUGUACAGGCAGGAGGCUGUCACACAGAAAUUCCCAUCCCCAUCUAGCUAUUGGUGGAGUGCCCUGAGAAACUGAGGCACACACAAUGGGAUUACUACACGACAGCAGAAAUCCUAUGUAACCCAACAAAGAGAACAGAGCGAAUCCAAUCCCUACUUCUUCACGAACGGUGGGGUUUUCCAGAAACUCUCGAAGGAGACAGAUGCCUCCAAAAGUCCCAGCUUCUGUGAAAAUACACAAAAAUGGUGGCAUGUUGUAAGUCCCACGAUUCCCUUGAAUGAGCUGAGGUGGCGAAAGGAAAACCUGUCACCAGACGCCUUAAAUCCACAUCCGAAGACGACAAUCAUCAGCCGGACGUGGCUGCUUCUCCACUGAAAAACCAUCGCAGCGGGAAGGCGAAACCACCAAAACGAGGCUGCAUCUCAGCGUCUGAAGAUAAAUCCACAAGGACAAGUCCUGUGCCAAUGCCAGCGGCUCAGAGAGAGUGCUACCCCAGAAAGACAUUGCACCUCGAGUGAGACCAAGCCUGCAGGCGCCUGACGAGCUAUUUAGAGCGCACGGGUGAAGAUUGUUCCCAUGCGGAGAGGAAACCAAUUUCUCUCGUUGGGUAUUUAAUUCAAGAGAUAAUUUGGCCUAGAGCAGCGGUUUGCAAACUAUGGGUCGUGACCCAGCACCGGGUCAUGGAAUGUCGGGCUGUGACGGCGCGUUGGGGGUCCCCCGUCUCCUGCACCCCGAAAUGGCACAAACAGACUGCA